Messenger RNA from Truncatella angustata, 1805 nucleotides. RefSeq names its product ASST-domain-containing protein. Bases 109 to 1674 code for a protein of 521 amino acids. The transcript has 3 exons. Lineage: Eukaryota; Fungi; Ascomycota; Sordariomycetes; Amphisphaeriales; Sporocadaceae. The record is from RefSeq and is a predicted model, not a curated record.
UAUGAGCGCAAUGUGAUAACAACCAAACAUCCAAUAACCCCGUGAUCCAUCAUCUCGUCGCAUUUCAUCGAUUCGAAUUCGUCCACUCAACACAACCGAACUUAUGCCAUGCAGAAAUAUAAAGCCAAUCGUUUCCUUGCCAGCCUCAUGCUAAUGCAUGAAUGCACGGCUGAUAGGACCUACAGAACUCGUCCCGAUCUUGCACCACCUCGCCUUAACAUCACGAUACCGGCAUCGCCCGAUGUUGAGCAAGGUUACUUAUUCAUUGCACCAUACAGCUGGUCUGAAGAAGGCACACCUCAGUCUGGACCAUACAUUGUUGACAACACUGGAGAGCUCGUGUGGUCAGGCUACGGCUAUUUUAACCCCAUAACUGCCAAUUUCCAGCCAGCCAAGUGGGAAGGUCAGGAUGUGUUGUUCGGGUACGAAGGAACGCUCAACCGCCUUCGAGGGCAUGGCCAUGGACACCAUAAAAUCGUAGAUCAGCACUAUCAGACGAUCCGAGAAGUCAGAUCCGCGACUCAAUAUAUAUCCGACCUGCAUGAGUUCAAUAUUGUGGGCGAGAAGACUGCAUUAGUUGGGAGCUAUACGCCCCGCGAGAUCGACUUGUCGGCGUAUGGUGGCGAUUCAAACCAGACCUGGGUUCUUGAGUACAUACUGCAGGAACUCGACAUUGAGACCGGCAAAGUGGUUUUCGAAUGGCACAGCCUUGAUUAUACGUCGCCGAAAGAAAGCAUACUCGGAUUAGGCUCACAAGCGGGCUCAGGCUAUAACAGCUCUACGGCAUGGGACUAUUUACACGUCAACUCUAUCGCCAAGGGCAGUGACGGUCAUUAUCUUAUUUCAGCGCGUUCUGCAUCUACCUUAUACAAGCUCAAUGGAACCGACGGCUCCAUCAUUUGGCGCCUUGGUGGCAAGUUCUCUGACUUCAUCCUAGGGCCAGAGGUAGAGUUUGCAUUCCAGCACCAUGCGCGGUAUGUUUCAGAAGCACUCGACACAAUUUCACUCUUCGAUAAUUCAGCCGGUUCUGGUUCUGCCGGCAAGAUCAUUUCCUUAAAUGUUGACAAGUCGGAAGCAACGCUUGAGCAGGCAUUUCUCCCACCAUAUGCCAUACUUGCAUUCUCGCAAGGGUCUACGCAAAUCCUUCCAAAUGGAAAUGCUCUUGUAAACUGGGGAUCAGCGAAUCAGGUUACAGAAUUCAACAGUAACGGCGAAGUGCUCUUUCAUGCAUUCCUGGAGAGUGGCGUACGUCAGCAGAACACGCAGAACUAUCGCGCAUUUCGAGGCAAUUGGACAGGUUAUUCGCCCGAGUCUCCGGCUGUGAUGGUAGAGGAAACCAAGAACGAUACGUUUUCAAUCUGGGUCAGUUGGAAUGGGGAUACACGAACAGCUAUCUGGCGGCUCUGGUUGACUACCACAUCGGAUGACAUACAAGAAGUCGUUAGUCAUGAUGUCCCACGACAGGGGUUUGAAACUCGGUUCGGACUUUUUGCGAGAGGCUUUUAUAUCAAUGACGUGUAUGUUGAGGCACUCGACAACGAAGGCGGUGUGAUUGGCAGGUCUAGUAAAGCGACUGUCGCUCCAGAUCAAACCAGCAAAGCCCCGGAUAAGAGCUCGUCGGAAAAGAUGGUACAAGUUUCAAGGACUAAUCAGAAAGUCAUUGCUGAGCUUUGAUGUGGGACAUAAGCCAGGAAAGAGGAGGCAUAAGUGAACGCGUACAUAGCCUAUUUAUGGCAAAUUAGUCUUUUCCGAGUUGUUUUGGUGUUGGCUCACCAUGAACGAACUCGUGCUCGUGAUUCGAAAUG